AUGUCCGUCAAAGAGUGCACCCACCACAAAAACAAGAGCAAAAAACUCUUCCGGAAACUCUUCGCCGGAUUCCUCAUCCUCGCCUUCAUCGUCCUCCUCACUUUCCUCAUCACAUGGGCAAUCCUUCAACCCCGAAAACCCAGAUUCACUCUCCAAGACGCCACCAUCUACUCCUUCAAUGUCUCCGCCCCUAUCCUCCUCUCCUCCAACUUUCAGGUCACCAUCUCCUCCCAUAACCCCAACGACAGAAUCGGUGUUUACUACGAUAAACUCGACGUCUUCGCGUCUUACAAAAACCAGCAAAUCACUUACUUCACCGCCAUCCAGCCGGUGUACCAGGGCCAUAAAGACAACAACGUCUGGUCGCCGUUUGUGUACGGAACCAACGUCCCGGUGGCGCCGUACAACGGCGCGUCGUUGACUCAGGAUCAAUCCAAUGGUCAGAUAUCGUUGAUUAUUAAGAUCAACGGAAGGGUGAGAUGGAGAGUUGGGAGGUUUAUCUCCGGGAGGUAUCACAUCCACGUUAGUUGUCCGGCGUAUAUUCCGUUCGGGAACAAGUUGAAUUCGGCGAUUCCGGGGAUUGUCGUCGGCACCGGAAUUAAGUACCAGUUGGCGAACAGAUGCAGUGUGAAUGUGUGA
Messenger RNA from Lactuca saligna, 639 nucleotides. Lineage: Eukaryota; Viridiplantae; Streptophyta; Magnoliopsida; Asterales; Asteraceae. The record is from the annotation of a GenBank genome assembly.